This is a messenger RNA of Acanthaster planci (crown-of-thorns starfish), 1868 nucleotides long. Its product is annotated as zonadhesin-like. The record is from RefSeq and is a predicted model, not a curated record. Lineage: Eukaryota; Metazoa; Echinodermata; Asteroidea; Valvatida; Acanthasteridae.
UUGCUCAAUAAUUUUGUUUCACACUGAGGUUCAGUCUGCACCGUCGCUGUGUCCUCAUACGCAUCAUCAUGACGCUUUCCCUUAGCGAUUACUUCAUCUUAUUUAGCUUACUACACUGCAGUUUCCUUAUCACCAGUGCUCGAGAAUGCUCAGGAACUGGACACAAGAUCACAACAACCACUGACAAGACUGCUGUCGAUUGCGUGGAGUGUAAUAUUCCAUGCAGACUGCCUCUACAACGUGACGAGAAUGGGUGCAAGAUCUGCAGCUGCCGUCUUCCUGAGUGCGAACUUCUGACCCCCACGUGGUGUGUCAACCCAUGCAACAAGCAGACUUGCGCAGACUACUUGACCAACGGCGAGUUGGAGGAGAGCCAGUGCGUGCCCAAGGAGGGCGACGAGGCCUGCGAGACGGGAUGCAGCUGCCCCGAGGGGCAGAGGGUCGACGUGGCCCAGGAGUUUGGAGCGGAGUGCGUGGCCAAAGACGAAUGCGGUUGCCUGGAUCCCGAUGCACCAGAUGGCUAUUUGAAGGCCAGUUACAAAUACAAGAAAACGGACGAGACUGGAGAGCUCUUGUGCACUUGCCACUCAAAUCACUCAGUUACUUGUGCUCAAAAUAAUGGACCCAACGCGAGAUGUCCUGUGGUCAACGGCUGCCCAAAGUCCUGUCUAAUUAAGGACCGUUCAGGAUGUGAAAGAUGCACCUGUUAGAAUCAUCAACAUGAAGUGAAGUCCUUUCAGACGCCUGCUGUGUUUGGAGAACGAGGAAAGAGGGGCUCUGGAGAGUUGGUCGAAGAUAAUCCAUGUAUUUGAUUCUGAAGAUGGCGUACACAAUUUCCUAAAUUCACAGCUUUUGAUGGUGAAACAGCUUUUCUCACUCAACUGUUCUUGGUUGUAGGCCUGUAGUCAUUAUAAUUUCAUCCGUGAUGAAUGUGCUGUCGUCAUGGGCGUAAAUCCCGGGGGACGAAGUAUUCAUCCUCCACGUUUUGACAAGGUGGAUGGGUAUUGAAUCAUCCCCCUCCCAACAACCAAAAUGUAUUCAAUAGCACUCCAAAAGGGAGAACAGUUUUUUUUUAAAAUUCCAUAACUAUGUCAUUCUGAUGUAACAUUCUGUAGAAUGUAAUACGUAUUGUAAAUCUGCAUCUGUAUGGUGUCAGUACCUCCUGCCCAGGCUUUUCAAAUUGCCGUGGCCGGACUUCCCUAUCCUCCACCCCUAGCGCCAUUUCCGGCAUAAAUUAACGCCACUGGCUGUCGUAAUCGGAACUUUUAUUCAAACUCUAGAAGAAAUGAGAACAUUCAAGCAAAAUGAUAUCUAGUUGAAAGUAGUUGUUACAUGUUCAGAAACGUUUCAAAAUGUUGAGUACAUUAACUUAGUGGUUUUUUUUGGUUAUCCAACGGAAAAUGAAUGCGCCCUCUAGUGAUAUCAUACAAACUAGUUAAAACGGAAUAUUAAAAUGGGAUUGCCUAGUCUUAGGUUAAAAUAGCGCCCCCUCGUGAUCCCAAUUCAAGUAGAAUGACGAUUUACAGCACAAUCUGACUAACAGAAUUCUAAUAAACACUGAAAUUUGGUGUAAGUAAUUGAUGACAGGUUUUCCAAAUUUAUGAUGAGUUAUUUAGUUUGUCAAGGUGUCAGAAAAGCAAAGUUAAGCUUUAGCUUGUAUAGAAAUUAGAUUGUCACGGACACUAUACACGAGCAUGGUGCACAUGUGCGUGUACUUUCAAUCCAUUAUUUUGGCGGGAUAUUUUAAUUGACUGCUGAAUUCCUUAAAACUUUGCACAAUUUCUUUUUGGCUGGUUGUGUUUAUAUUGAGAAAAAAUUUCCCGGUGAAUAAAGGCAACACCGAUGUAAAUAAACAUCUUGUUUCCAUU